Messenger RNA from Striga asiatica, 1393 nucleotides. NCBI's taxonomy places the organism in Eukaryota, Viridiplantae, Streptophyta, Magnoliopsida, Lamiales, Orobanchaceae. The record is from the annotation of a GenBank genome assembly.
CUUGAUCCAUCAUCCAAGUGGAUCAUUGCAAGGUUUCAAUAGUUCAAGGACUAAAUUGAAAAUAACAAGACGAAAGUACAAAUGUCAUCCAACUCCGAAUCCAGUUGGUCCGUCACAUUCCUAGAUGAACAACCAGUCACGUGAUAUCUGUCACCUCUUCCCCUCCCCCCAACCCCAAACACACGCAAUCUAAAAUCUAUACGAAGUUACGAACGAAAAGGGGUCGAUCGGCGACUUCUUAUACGUUUUCAUACAUAAAUCCCUAAAGAAUUUUCCCAAAGUGUUCGAUUUCCUCAUCGCUCUGAAUCUGCAGGGCUUUCCAUUUUGUUUUCCUUUUACUUGUUCGGACAAUAUAUCACCGACAAUGUUUACGCGGAUUUUCGGAAAGCCAAAGCAAGAGACUAAUGCUCUUGCAACGCUGGACAAGUUGAACGAGACUCUGGAGAUGCUUGAGAAAAAAGAGAAGGUUCUCUUAAAGAAGGCUGCUUCAGAAGUUGAAAGGGCCAAGGAGUUCACUAGAGCUAAAAAUAAAAGAGCUGCAAUACAAUGUUUAAAGAGGAAAAGGCUUUAUGAACAACAAAUUGAACAGCUUGGGAAUUUUCAGUUGCGCAUUCACGACCAGAUGAUAAUGCUUGAAGGGGCAAAAGCCACAACAGAAACUGUUGAUGCUUUGAGAACUGGAGCAGCUGCAAUGAAAGCUAUGCAGAAGGCAACUAAUAUUGAUGAUGUGGACAAGACAAUGGACGAAAUCAACGAACAGACUGAGAACAUGAAACAGAUUCAAGAAGCACUGUCUGCACCCAUUGGUGCUUCAGCUGAUUUCGACGAGGCAUGUUAUAUAGAUGAAUUGGAGGCGGAGCUUGAAGAACUAGAAGGAGCUGAGCUGGAAGAACAGCUUUUGCAACCUGCAACAACAGCUCCUGCUGCCCCUGUUCGGGUGCCUGCAGGAAGGCAGAGUUUAAAGAAGGUUGAGGACGAGGAUGAUGAGCUUGCGGAGUUGCAGAGGGAGAUGGCCCUUUAAGGAGAUUUAUAUAAUCCAGAAUCUGAAGAAUUUGUAAAACAUUGAAUCUGCUGUAUGAUGGAAGACGACAGCUUAUCAACUGGUGCCCUCUUUUUCAACCGAAAUUCAUUGAUGUGCAUUUUCUGGAAAACAAACGUUGUAUAGAUGACAGUAAAAUAAUUUAUAUUGAACUUUUGAGCAUGAAUAUUUUCAUAUUUUGGUUUGAAUUGGGUCUGGAAUGCAUCAUUUUCAACAUACUUGAUGCUACCUGUGCAUUCUUGGGGACCCCAUCGAAAAUGACUAUUUGUGCAGACAUUGAAUUUCCUAUUUUGCGUUAAUAUAUUUACUUAACGUGUUGUUUUAACUUUAAACUCUAUUAUCUCAGUACUAAAG